AUGAAUUCUUGCAGUCAUUCUACUAAUGACUCAGAUUCAAUUCCAGUAAAUGAAGAAUCGGGUUUAGAUGAGUCAGCAUCUCCAGAAUGUUUUGAAUUUGGGGAAUUUCAUGAAAAUCUUUCAAAAAUUUCACCAGAAAUAUGUCAAAAUUUCAAAAAACCCGAUAUUGAUUAUGAUGAUUGGUCUUCUAUUAUGUCUAAAGUACCUGAAAUUGUGGAUGCUAUAUUAGGAGUCGAGCCAUCAUUAUCAGAUUCUUCUUCAGAGAAAGAUGUGUCUUUAGAAAAAGACCAAUCUACUUCAUAUGAGGGCCCAGUAUUUUUUUCAAAAUCAGGUUCUACGUUAUGGGAAAGAUAUUCUGCAUCCCAGGACCUCCGCCCUUUAUCUUGGGAAACGUCAUAUACUCGCCAAAUGUUUUUUAUGUCUCUUGAAAUUCCUAUGAAUCUUGAUAAAACUAUUUCUUCUAGUAAAAAAGGAAAAAAAGAACCUAUCUUAUCAAUAAAAACAACGCCAAAUUUAUUGAAUGAUACAACAUUAAAAAACAAUUCUGCAACAGAAAAUGAUCCAACACAUUUCGAUCUUGACACACAAAUGAUCCGAAUUCUUUAUUUAAAAACAGAUGGUACAUCUAUAUAUCCACUUGAAUUUUCUAAUUUUUACAAAGAAGCCUUAUCUAAUCUUUCUUUACCUUUAUUAAAAUCACAUUUACUCGAGUUAGAAAUCAUCCAAGAAAAAUCCGAAAAAUAUCUAGCAUAUUGGACUACACAAAAAGAAGCUAUAAAAAAUGAUAAACAUAUGUUUGAGGAGGUUAUUGAGAGUCUAGUACAACAUACAAAACGGCAACGUAUUGAACAUAUAAAAAAAAUAUAUACUGAAAAAAAAAAAUAA
Molecule: messenger RNA, 885 nt
Organism: Pneumocystis jirovecii RU7
Lineage: Eukaryota; Fungi; Ascomycota; Pneumocystomycetes; Pneumocystales; Pneumocystaceae
Exons: 4
Coding region: 1-885 (294 amino acids)
Source: RefSeq, a predicted model, not a curated record